AGCUAUUGGUUCCAGUGCCGUCGGCGCGUUCUUACCCUGCACGCAGGGUGCAGGUGCAUGUGGCCUGGUUUGCACGUACCCACGCUCGCCCGAGCUAAUGGCCACACAGAGGAGCCAAGGCGGGAGCAGAGGCCACCAGAAAGCGCCCAUGGUGCUUGGAAGGAGGAGUAUAUGAAUGACCUAGACUCUUUGCUAAGAGUUUCCGCUGGUGGGACGCGGGACUACAUCAUUCCCGCAAAGUGCCUAGACCAGUUGCCAUCUAGAAGUUCAAGCCGGAGUAGCGUGCGAGAAUUGCUGCAGAAACAUGCUAUCGCCAGCAUACCAGGCUCUGGGCUGAACCAUAUUGACAGAUGCAAUGGCUUCGGCAAGAUACCCGUCUGCAUGGCCGGCGAGGGCCUAGAAGAGAUUGCCAAGAAGUGUGAAGACAGCGGGCUCAAGCCAGAAGUCUUGUGCUCAAAGGAAGGGUGCAAGUUCUUUGAGGGAAGCCGAGAGAACAACCCCUUUGUCUCUGCACAAUCCCUGACGAUGUCGGAAAAUGGCAAGAGGGUGCCUUUUUUGAAGCCCAGGACGAGGCUCUCUGCCGAUGAUCGUUCAAAGCUGCGACUGCCAGACGUGUCAAGGCGCAAGGUGGCCUUGGACUUCUCAAGCAGCGAUGCCGCCGCAACGAAGGUGGUCUUGAUCGAUGAUGAUGAAGCUGCCAAGUCCAGAGCCGAGAAUGCUGUGAGCGCUAUUCUGCAGCAGAUCGACUUCAUCGUCUCGGAGUCCAUGGGCUUCUUUGGCCCAGUGGAGGACCUUUCGUAUGGGAACUCAGCGCUAUACUCCUCCCUCGAGGUGCUCCACCUGCUCCCAGUGCCUGAGCCACCGGAGCUCUCGCUGCUCCAUGAGGAGCUGGGCGCCAGCUGCGCCAGUGUGGCGCAAGAGUUCCCCCAAAACAUCGUACCGCCCGAGCGCCGUGCAGACACUACCUCCGCAGAGACCGGGACGCUUCGGGCCAAAGCGGUGCGGAUCCGCGGAAGCCCGGACUCGGCCUACCCCUUCAUGAAGGGAGGUGACAAGAUGCCUGAGAUCAGCACCACCAUGAAGCAAGAGAUGCUAGUUGCAGACCCGGGUGGGAUCGAGGAGUAAGAGCUUUCAGUCCGUCAGAUUGAACGGAGAGGUUCGAUCCACCGUGGAGCCCAGAAACCAAAUCGAUGUAUAUAUUGUCUUCUGCCGGUUCGAG
Molecule: messenger RNA, 1219 nt
Organism: Durusdinium trenchii
Lineage: Eukaryota; Dinophyceae; Suessiales; Symbiodiniaceae
Source: the annotation of a GenBank genome assembly